GUAAAAAUGCCAGGGCUCGUUCUACAGGACCAGGGCAUUGCAGGAGAACGUAUGAAGAAGACAUUUAUUAUUUCUGUACAUGUUUUGGCUGUCACACUUCCAUAAUGCCCCUUUAGAUAGCAAUUAAAAGCUACAGGAUCAACACAGUACCAUUGAAAAGGCGAGUUUCUCUGAAGUCACACCAUAACUUCACUUCUCUGUUGACUUUGUAAUGAUUUACUAUGAAAGACCUUGCUUGUUAAUUAGAAACGGUGAAAUACCAGCACCUGUUUGUCUGUUUAUCAUUCCUGUAUUGACACAAAAAGAGGGGUCCAAAGUUCAUUCCAGAUACUCCACCAUAGCACAGCCCAUUACCACUAGUUUUACAAGCGUGAUUGAAAUGGCUGUCAUUCCGACCAUUAUAACUAUUAGAAGCUGUAAGAUUAAAGGGAAGAGUUACGCUGUUGAUAGCUUGAGGUGAAAAAUUUCCCAGUUUGGCUGCAGUUUCCAGCUUGGAUCAUUACUGCUUUUAACAAAUAAUAUUUAGUUACCGAGUGCCCCAUCUGUACCACAGCGACCAACAAAAUCAGCUUGUGUACAUCGGAUGGUGAGGUUGAGGAGGGUAGCAAAGCAGCAGCUGUGAGUCUCCAGGUGGGAGACGAGCUUGUCAACAUCAAUGAGAUUCCCCUGAGUGGCUUCAAACAGGAGGCGAUCUGCCUAGUGAAAGGCUCCCACAAGACCCUCAGUUUGGUAGUUAAAAGGAAAGUGAGAAUGGUGGAUAUUGUAGCUCAAAAAAUGCCAUCAGAGAAUGACGUGCAUGUGGCAAGAAGCUUUCUUACGAAGAUUUUGCGAAGUUCCAUGAGAAAGAGCUGCUAUAAAGGGAGGAAUGAACCCAUAAGCAGGCCUCACUCCUGGCACUCUACCAAGUUCAAUGAAAGCCAAUUAGAGGCUGGCAGAAGACCGUCUCCACCCACUGCAGUCUGGCACACCACUUAUGAUGCAAGUUCAUCUGCCUCUGAUCUUUCCACUGAUUGGGAGCAGACAAACCUGCGCAGGGUGUCUGACCAGUUCAGCUCCCUUGGCAGUAUGGACAGUCUAGAACAUGUCUCACACCCAGACCCCGCCGGGCAGCUAUCACCAGCUAAGUCCAACAACAGCAUGGAGCACCUUGGAGGAGGGAAACGAGACUCUGCCUAUAGCUCUUUCUCUACCAGCUCAAGCACACCUGAUUACACGCUCUCAAAAAGCAAUGCUGCCUCAACAGAGAACGUGUCGCAUAAAGUUGGUCAGUGGGAUCCAGGAUCAAGGUACAACAGUAGCAGAAACAGCCAUAGCCUGGCUGCUGAAGGAGUGAAGCAGGAUGACAGACCCACAUAUUUCCAGGUGCCAGGAGUUCACUCAGGCCACAAUGGUCCACAGACUGAAGACUCUGCUGGAUGUCGCCAUUCCACUUCUAGCAGAACAAGCUUUGCACCUGUGUGGUAUGUCCCUGAGAAAAAGAGGUCUGCUUCGUCCACUUCUCCUCCUCCUCUUCCACCCGCUCGCAGUGACAGUUUUGCUGCAACUAAGGCACAUGAAAGAGGCCUUGUGCUAGCUCACCCUGAAGCACCUCAUUCUCACUCAGCCUCUAAGGCUUCCACUGAAAAUCGCCACAUUUCUCCUAAACAUGACAGUGAAAAGGUUUACAGCUCAAAUAAGACAUAUCCCAACUCCAACGUUGAUGUCUCCCACGCUAGUCAGCCCUUUCAGCAAAGACUCCAUAGUGACAAAAGCACUUGUCCUCCUCCGCUAUGGGCUCCAUCUGCACCAAAGCCACACUACUGUAGCUCACAAGAAGUACCUGCUAACAGUUCCUCAAACCAGAACCAGGGACGAAGCUUAGGCUUGUCUUCCUCAACUACUGACCAAAACACUGAGAGCUCCGUACCUAACCGAUAUUACUGUGUCACUACAUGUCAGCCCACACAUCCCAGCUGUCCGUCUUUGUCUAAUAUACCAGAAGACGGGAGGAGUGGGACUGGAGUAGAUCUACCACAGACUGGACAUGAACAGAGCCCCAGUAACUUGCAGACAAGCACCAAAGUCAAGUACCAUCUGCCCCAACAGCAGCAACACUCCUUGCAGAACAAAGACAGUAGUGCUCACAGCAAACAUCAAGUCACUACUGUUCCAGAAACAUCUGUAGUUAAACCCAGCUCUGAUAACAGGGCAGGCCACCGAGGACACAGCACACAAACCGCAGAAUCUCAGCACAUCAGUAAUCCUCCUAAACGACAGCCUGAACAACGGAGAUCUCUGCCAGCACAGUUCAGAGAAAUGCCUCAAGACCCCAGAAAUCACAAUCAGAUGGGCAGUAAGAUCUGCCCUCAGGCAACCCCGAUGCUUCACACUCUGUCCAUGGAUGUCACAGGCCAUGAGGAGAAAACGGGAAGUGAAAACUCUGAGGAGUCCCUUGAAGGCAAACAGGUCAACCGAGGCAACAGAUUUGCCACCACACUGAGAAACGAAAUCCAGAUGAGAAGAGCAAAGCUGCAAAAAAGCAAGAGUGCAGCGACCCUUCCUGAUGUUGAACACGAAGCUGAGGAAAAGGUCUGGAAGUCCACAGAAAGUUCCACCUCAACCUAUGCACACGGCUCUUUUUCUUACACCUACAAAGAUAACUUGAAGGAGGCACAAGCAAGGGUUCUUAGAGCCACCUCUUUCAGGAGGAAAGACCUGGAGCCGGUCUUACUGGAGCUCUCUGGAGUAGAUCCCCAACCCAACUACUUGCCUUCAACCCAGACUUGGAAAGAUGGCCACCCCUUGCCGAUUGUCACCGAGUUGGCAUCAAGUCUUUCAGUGCUUUCUAGUGGUCAGGUAACUCGAGUAGGGGGUCGCAAACGUUUUCCUCCAGAAAAGAAGGUUCAGUCUUUUUCUGAACCAGACAUAAUACACAGAGUUGGUGUUAAUGAAGAUUUGUCUCUAUCUGAAAGCGUAAGCUCCUCACUAGAUGAAGAGAAACUCAUAAAAGAAAGCGGGAAACCAGAAUUCCCUACUCACAUUCCUCCCCAAAGUCUUUACAAACACCAGAGUAAAUAUGCUUCUAGUAAUGUAACCAAGGACACAGUGGAAAGAGUCAAUGACAGAGAGAAGACGGAAAGCGCUCCUUACGCUCCACAAUCCGUACAAGAUAACCAGAGACUCGGCACAUUUGCUGAGUAUGAGGCGAGAUGGAAUAUACAGAAGAAACCCUCCGAGAAAAAAGCCUCAGGACGGUAUCUUUCAGCAGACAACAUACUAGAUACGGGACCAGAGGACCGGAUUAAGAGUGCAUGCGUCCACGAGAGGUCCAGAUCAUCUCCCUCAGCAGACUUCUAUGGGCAGAAUAGUCCAGUUCCAGCAGCAAAGUUUGAUCCUGAAUAUUCCCAAAUGGAGAGUAAAUGUGCAGAACUGCUCAGCGCUGACACAAGGUUCCCUGACAGCAGGUCAGGUGACUGCGAAGUGGGAGAAAAGCCCGUAGAGGCUGAAACGUACCCAGCACCACCCCCUCCGCCCAUGCCAGGAGCUGCUGCUGCCACCAUGAACCACAAACCCACGUCAACUUCUCACAGUCAGACUGAGCCCGCCCCCUCUCACUCCGACGGCCACAGACACACAGAGCUGUCGUCUGGACCCAGGAAGAAGCCCUCUGCGCUGGAGAAGCCUCCCCCCACCACAUGCCAGGAGGUCAACUCCCACCAGCCCUCCACCAAGUCCCAGAGUGACAUCUUCACCCACUGCUCUGCGAACUUUGAAACUAGCUCCACUUUUUAUUCCCGCUACUCUGCAAAGAGAGAUUGUGAGCAGGACAAAGGACUCAUGGACAAAGGACAAGAGGCAGUGCAUCAUCUGUCUACAUCUCAGCAUCCCCCCUCUCCCCCGGCCUCCUCCUGCAGACCUUCAGGGCUUUUUAAGAUGGAGGGGCAGCGCUCGCCCUCUCCACAGUUUGUUCCACAGAGACUCAGCGACAAGCCUCCAGUCUCUCUUCAUGAUGAGGAACCAAACAGGAUGGAGCAUAAGAUAGAAAACCAGAAUACAACAGCGAGAAAAGUUCCAAUCAGGAUUGUCCACUCGGAUAAAAAUGUAGAGAAGGAGAAUUCUCCAUUCUUGCAGCAAAGCGACCUCCCACUCAUGGAAGCUGAAGGGCCUGGAGUGGCCAGUCUGGGACAGGACUCUCUGUUCUGUGCCUUUACCCGUCAGAGUGAGCAAGUGUCCCAGCAGGACUCCUACAUGACCACUGUAGGAGAGGACUGCAGCUCCAACAGCCAGCAGCCACGGCUGCAGGCCUCAGACCAGCUCAGCAGCACGCAGGAAACCGCACGGCUGAGCGAGGAUGAGGAGCAGAAGAGAGAGGAGCUGGUGCGGGACAUCACGGGGAAGGAUAAAUCGCUGGCUGAUAUUCUGGAUGAGAGCAAGAUGAAGACCACCAUGGACCUCAUGGAGGGUCUCUUCCCUCAGGGCGAGCAGCUGUUAGAAGAAGCUCACCAGCGCAGGAAGGUGCCGACAAAACCAGCAAACUCCCGACCUGUGGAGGAAAGAGAAAAGGAGGACAGCGUGGCAGCAACUGUCUCCAUGGUGACCAGUUCUACAUAUUACAGCAUAUCUGCCCCCAAAGCUGAGCUUCUUAUCAAAAUGAAGGACAUGCAGGAGCAGAUUGAGGAGGAAGACUCUGAAGAGGAACUGGACAUUGAUUUGGCCAACAAGAAGCAAGAGCUGAUCGACAGCCUCAGCAAGAAGCUGCAGGUGUUGAAGGAAGCUAGGGAGAGUCUUCAGGAGGACGUUCUGGACAAUAAUGCUCUGGGAGACGAGGUGGAGGUCCAAGUGCAGCAGGUCUGCAAACCAAAUGAGCUGGAGAAGUUCCGGAUGUUUGUGGGAGACUUGGACAAAGUGGUGAGCCUCCUGCUGUCGCUCUCGGGCCGUUUGGCCAGAGUGGAGAACGCUCUGAACAGCCCGGAGGACGACACUACUCCUGAGGAGAGGCGUACAUUAAUGGAGAAGAGGAAGCUGUUGAUCCGACAGCACGAGGACGCAAAGGAACUAAAAGCGAACCUGGACCGUCGAGAGCGUGUCGUUUACGACAUCCUAACGAGCUACCUGCCAGAGGACAGCCUCACAGACUAUGAGCACUUUGUGAAGAUGAAGUCAGCUCUCAUCAUUGAGCAGCGAAAGCUGGAGGACAAAAUCAAACUUGGAGAGGAGCAGCUUAAGUGUCUGACGGACAGCCUGCCCGUAGAUCAGAGGCUGGUUCUGUGAGACGGGUUUAGUCCUACAACACAGAAACUGCUCAUCAUCUGUUCCAGGUUGGACCUUCACCAGCAGAGGGCGACAAAGAUCAGAACCUGCAGACACAAACCUGUCCCAAACACAAGACUAGAGGUUGUUGGUUUUUUUAUCUUUGAGUAAAAUACCUGCAUCACUUAGACCAGUCGGAUCUACCAGCGACCAUUACAUCCGUUCUCCCAGAAUGCCAUUUUUACCUGUAAGUUUGUGUUUUUUUAGUAAUUUAUUGUAGGCUUUUGACUCCAUGCAAAGUGGAACGGUAUUUAGUCAUCAGCUGAUCUGAACAGCCUGCCACCUGAUGUGUGUUACAUACUGAUGAGUAUUUAUCGUGUUUUGUGUCUCUUUUAUUGCAUGAUCGGUAAAAUCCAAAUAUUUCAGUAAAAUGUUCCACCUUAGCAUCCUUUAGCAUGUUACCUGAUGCUAUUGUCACCUUUAGAGGUCUCGCUGGAGCAACGGUCCCUCCGUAGAAAACACAAUAAUAUGACUGGAUGAAGUUUAGCUGAUGACGAGAUCUUUGUCAGAUUAUUACCAUUUCUCACCUGACCACGUGAUUCUGUGACCUCACUGUUUUGUUCCUGAACGCACAGUUACUGAUCUUCUAAAACCCAGUCCAUCGUCUUGCUUCUAAAUAUGAAAUGAAGUUAUUUGGUUGGUCAAAUAUUUACAUGGAUUAAAUGAGACUUGUGGUUUGUUACUCUCUCACACACUUCAUCAGCUGAUUCCCUCAUGUCCAAUAAAGAGUCUGCUGAAAGUGGA
This is a messenger RNA of Nothobranchius furzeri (turquoise killifish), 6033 nucleotides long. It is a transcript of the gene shroom2a, whose product is annotated as shroom family member 2a. Gene Ontology annotation, biological process: actin filament organization. NCBI's taxonomy places the organism in Eukaryota, Metazoa, Chordata, Actinopteri, Cyprinodontiformes, Nothobranchiidae. Gene Ontology annotation, molecular function: actin filament binding. The record is from RefSeq and is a predicted model, not a curated record. Gene Ontology annotation, cellular component: apical junction complex; cortical actin cytoskeleton; adherens junction.